GGCAGCUACAGAGCGGAAGGGCAGGCGGGGGGUGAGACCCCCCCAGAAAAGGAGCACAGGGAGCUCUGACUGCUGGGGGAUGGAACCCAGGAGUCCUGGGCUGAGUGCUUGGUCUCCCUUCCCCUCGCCAGGCGGCAGAGGAGACAGAAGCACGGUCCCACCCCAGACAGUGAAGAAGCUUCUGGAGCAGAAGAGACGGCAGCAGACGGCGCUGGGCUAUGUGGCCAGCUCUCAGAUACCAGCAGAUGCCAUUGACCCUUCCCAGACAGAUGAGUGCCCAGAGCCCAUGGGGCUGGGAAGGGGAUCUGGGGGGGAACCUGCCCCUGGCCCCCCCCUGGCUCCCUACCCACCCUGGCAAGUCGAUCCCUCAUGCCACGCGGCCUUCCCCGACUGCCACUAUCACUGCUCAGCAGUGGCCAGCAGCUACCAGCCCUCAGGACACAUGUACGAUUCAACAGACUCCUACCCCACUGUGGGAACUGGGGUGUUUGGAGCAGGGGAUCCUUACAGCACCAUGAUGGCAGCCACGGGGGACUUGGAGGUCCCUGUGUCAGCCCCCUCACUGGGCCUGUUCCCAACUCCGCAGGCAUCUGCUGCCCCUUGGAUGCAGCCUGCCCGGAGCACCCCCUAUGCUGAUCCCCUAGAGCUGGGUAGCUUUGGAGACCCGGUUGGGGUGCUGGAUCCUGGGGAGCUGGCUAGGGCCCGAGCCGAGAUCCAGAGCAUGGACCGGGCGCGGCUGCUGCAUCAGGAUGAAGAUGGGGACACGAUCCUACACCUGCUGGCUGCCCGGGGGCUGCGUCAUUUUGCCCAGGCGGCUGCUGAGGCCUUCAAGGAGUGCGGGCGGCUGGAGAUCAAGGAGCACAAGGGCAAGACCCCGCUGCUGGUGGCUGCCACGGCCAACCAGGCCGAGCUAGUGCGGGACCUGCUGGCGCUGGGAGCUGAUGCCAAUGCCGCUGACCACAAGGGCCAGACUCUGCUGCACCUGGCAGCCACCUACGGGUUCCCCAAUGUCCUCAUGGCUGUGGUGGCAUCUGGGGUCCUUGUCAACGUGGAGGCCAGGAACUUUGAAGGGCAGACCCCUCUGCACUGCGCGGUGAUCUCCCACAACAAGGCCUUGCGGGCGCUGGGCGUCGGGACCCUGACCCCAGAGCGGCUGCAGGAGAUGUUGGCCUGCAUUCAGACCCUGCUGCACAUGGGGGCAGAUUACACCAGCCAGGACAUAAAGAGCAGCAAGACAGUUCUGCACCUGGCUGUGCAGGAUGGGAACCUGCCACUGGUUCAGUUCUUCCUGCAGCUGCCCGGGCCCCGGCAAUUCAUCAACAUGAAGGCCCACGGGAACACAGCUCUGCACAUGGCCGCAGCCCUGCCGAGCCCCCCCUGCCAGGAGAGCCUCGUGCGGCUGCUACUGAGCCGGGGGGCUGACCCCAGUGCCCGCAACCUGGAGAAUGAGCAGCCGGCCCAUCUGCUGCCCACCGGGCCUGGGGGAGACCAGCUGCGCCUCUUGUUGAAGAGCCGGCGCCCGCUCCCUGGCACUGCCCGCCGUCCCACCCAGCCCCCCUAGAUCCAUGGCUGCCGAAGGAAGGGGGCAGUGGGGGACUCAUCUGGUGCCGCUCAGUGAAGUGGGGUGGGGGGAGAGGACUUGGCAUUUCUUGGGAAAGUUGUCUGUAAUAUUUUCUGUAUUUAACUAACUUAUUGUAUGGGGGCCGCCCGGACACCUGGGUUUUCCAAGUCCCCUGCUCCCUUGCUGCUUGGACCCCCCUGGGUCCCACAGUAGCAGGUAGCAUGGCCACUCAGAUGCCUGGGUCUGCUGCUGCCUGCCAUGUGGGGCUGCACCACUUGGGGGGCUGAGCUCUUUGCCUUCCCCCUCUUGGGGCUGGGUGUGUGACUGCCCCCUACUGGACUGAGCAGGUGAGACCCUGCCCAAUCCCCCUCCCCCAGUGAGGCUGCAUGUGCUCAUGCCAAUGCAGUGGGUGGCAGCUGAGGGGAAGGCCAAGGGCAGCCUCAUCUCUAAACCCCCUAGACCUCACUCCCCAGCCAGAGCUGGGGAUAGAACCCAGGCAUCCUGGCUGCAGCAGCCUCCUUCCCACCCACCUACCCCCAUGGGGAGGGAGGUUGGUUUGCCCCAUUAACCUUUCCUCUGCUGAGCAUUGACUCAGCCCAAAUCUCUGUCUGCCUGGGGGCAGCCCCACACCUCAUCUUGUCUUCCCCCCCGCCCCCAUAUUGCUGGGGUGGGGGGGGCAGCAGAGGGUCCUGUGUUAAUUUCUAUGAAAUCAUGUCUUGGCUGGGAAUUGAACCCAGGUGUCCGGCCCCACCAAGGGGGGAGGAGCUACCCCCCCUUCAGUCUUAUCAUUUCUGUGAAAUGAACUUUUAUGAACCACAGUGGUUCACGUAGAGGGGAGGAAGAGUGAGGCAGAGUAUGGGGUGGACCCAUGUGUCCGACUGGCGUUUGACCCACACCCUCCACAUAACACAGCGCUGUGUCCCCAAACAGCCUUGAGUGACUGACUGUGACAAGGGCAAUGGCACAGCGGUGCCCUCUUUGGGCAGUAAGCAGAACUGCUGCCUGUUUCAUAGUCCCUCUACUACCAAGGACCAUUGUCCUUGGGAGGCAGGAGGCCGGGGUCCAGCGCUGCUAUUGUUACCCCCCCCACACACACACAUACAGAGGGGGGUCCCAAGUUUGUUCCCUUGUUGGAACAUGAGACGUUUCAUUCAGAAAUAAGGUUUAGUGCUUCUCGCCUUUUCAAACUUCCCGCACAGCAUCUGUGUUACUGGAAACCUGUAGGCCAGAUACCCUGGUUCAACUUAUAGCUGGGCCUAGUAGCCCUGCCCCAGCAGUGGCUGCAUCCCAACACUGGGGAAACUGUUAUAUGUAGCUGUUCCCUGGCUGCCCCACCCCACAGGGGGCUGUAUCUCAGUGCAUGUCCGCUGAGCUCUGACUAUACAAGGGGGGAGGGGCAGACUGUAAGCUCCUUCGGGGGCAGGACUGUAUUUUUGUUCUGUGUUUAAACAGCCCUUGGCACUGUGUGGGCCAGGCCUAUGACUAGAGCUCCUGCCAGCUGCCAUGAUGGAACUAAGACAACUGCUUGCCCAGACCCGAGGGGAAUCAAUGCCCCCCCCCCCCAGCUAAACACCUUCCUUCCUUCUCCCCCACCCACUCCCCAGUGACAGCCAGGGCUGUUCUGGCUCUAGCCAGCAUAAUACUGGGGCUACUCAGCCAGGCUGGGUCAGAGAGGCCAGCCCUGCCUGCCGGGGGAGGGUGCCCUCACACUGCCCCCUGCAGCCAGGCUGGGGCAGAGAGGCCAGCCCUGCCUGCCGGGGGAGGGUGCCCCCUGUCCGAGACCCCUUUUCACCUGUCUGGGGAUAAACAGUAGAGCUGCUCCUCUUAACCCAGCAGCUUCCCGCCUCAUGGUGACUCCUGUUCCCAGUGCCCCUAGUAGCCCCCAGCAGCAACCA
This is a messenger RNA of Mauremys reevesii (Reeves's turtle), 3456 nucleotides long. RefSeq names its product NFKB inhibitor delta (gene NFKBID). Lineage: Eukaryota; Metazoa; Chordata; Testudines; Geoemydidae. The record is from RefSeq and is a predicted model, not a curated record. Gene Ontology annotation, molecular function: protein binding. The transcript is spliced from 12 exons. Gene Ontology annotation, cellular component: nucleus. The coding region runs from base 80 to 1561 and encodes 493 amino acids. Gene Ontology annotation, biological process: regulation of gene expression.